AUGAGUGAUGAUAAAUUAAUUUGUGUUGGAGUAAAUUCUGGAACAUCAGUUGAUGCCAUUGAUGUUGUUAUUUGUGAAAUUAGUGACGAUACUACUACAAGAAGUACAUUUAUUGAACAUCAUGAAUUGCCCAUUCCGAUCAUGAAAGUAGUAGCAUUUGAAUCAAUUCCUUGGGAAUCGAAUAUGAGAGAUAGAAUUUUCAAGUUGAUGCGAUCAAAUCAAUUGAGUGCAAAGGAAUUUUGUGAAAUGAAUACCUUGAUUGGAAAGCAUUUUGCAUUAGCUAUUGAAAAUACUUGUUUAAAGAAUAAUAUUGCUUUGCAGAGUAUUGAUGUGAUAGGAUCCCAUGGUCAAACUAUUUAUCAUCAAGUGGAAAGUAACAAAUUCAGAGAAGGUGAAUCAUUGGACGAAUCUAUAGUUCGUUCAACAUUACAAAUUGGAGAACCUGGCGAAAUUUCUGCAUAUUUAAGAUUACCAGUUAUUUCAAAUUUCAGAACUAGUGAUGUAGCUCUGGGUGGACAAGGUGCUCCAUUGACUUCCAUAUUUGACUUUUUAAUGUUAAGGCAUCCAACCAAGUGGAGGGCAAUCCAAAAUAUUGGUGGAAUUGGAAAUGUUACCUUUGUUCCUCCUCUAAAUAUUCAGGUGGAAGAUGCUUCUUCGUUGACAGUUUCUUUUGAUACUGGUCCAGGAAAUGCCUUAAUUGAUGACUGCGUUAGAGUUAUUUCUGGUGGAGAACUUCAAAUGGAUGAGAAUGGUGAUAUGGCUAGGAGUACAUUUGCUGCCGAUACAUCAUUAUUUGACAAACUAUUGAAAAUUUAUGGAAAUUAUUUAGAAAUGCCAUUCCCAAAAACUACAGGAAGAGAACUUUUUGGCAGAGAUCAAGUUGAGAAAUUAUUGGAACCUUUGGAAUUAAGAACAUCUAACAAAUCUGAUCCACUAUUUUGUAUCGUCGCUAGAACAUUUACAGACUUUACUGCCUAUAGCAUUGUAAAGGCUUAUGAAAUGGUUUGCAACAAGUUGAAUAUCGAUGAUUUUGAUGUUAUUGUUGCAGGUGGAGGCCAAAAGAACUCUUUCUUAAUGGAAACACUUUCUCACCUCUUGAAUUCUACCUUUAAAAGACCUAUUUCAAUCUAUUCUCAUGAAAAGCUUGAGGACGGACAAGCAUUAGAUUCUAAUGCUAAAGAGGGAAUGUUAUUUGCCCUCCUUGCCUAUCUCUAUGAAAAGAAGAGGGUUUCCAAUAUCCCAAGUGUAACAGGAGCUAAACGAGCAGUAAUUUUAGGUUCUAAAACUCAAUCCCUCUGA
Molecule: messenger RNA, 1299 nt
Organism: Naegleria gruberi
Lineage: Eukaryota; Heterolobosea; Eutetramitea; Acrasida; Naegleriidae
Exons: 2
Coding region: 1-1299 (432 amino acids)
Biological process (GO): peptidoglycan turnover; amino sugar metabolic process
Molecular function (GO): ATP binding; phosphotransferase activity, alcohol group as acceptor
Source: RefSeq, a predicted model, not a curated record